Penicillium pulvis is the source of this 1614-nucleotide messenger RNA. RefSeq names its product GMC family oxidoreductase. The coding region runs from base 1 to 1614 and encodes 537 amino acids. Gene Ontology annotation, molecular function: flavin adenine dinucleotide binding; oxidoreductase activity, acting on CH-OH group of donors. The transcript has a single exon. The record is from RefSeq and is a predicted model, not a curated record. Lineage: Eukaryota; Fungi; Ascomycota; Eurotiomycetes; Eurotiales; Aspergillaceae.
AUGCAGGCCGACCAAUUCACCCACAUUGUCGUUGGCGCCGGUUCGGCGGGCUGCCUGGUGGCCCGUCGGGUGGCCGAGAAUCGAGCCUUCAAUGUUCUGCUGAUCGAAGCCGGGCCCGAUGUCGAUGCAUCUCCCGCCAGUGCUUCCUCCGUACCUCAUGGUGUGCAUGAUGCCCGCCGAGUCCCCAUGGCAGGCCAAUCCGCGAUCUUUGACCCCCAGAUCGACUGGAGUCUUGAAGUCGACGUGACCACCGGAGGGCAAAUGAUUGUCCCACAGGCGAAGGUUAUGGGCGGAGGGAGCAGUAUCAACGGAGGCACUUUUUUGCGACAUACAGAGGCAGAUUCAAGGGAGUGGGUUGCAUUAGGGAAUGGUGGUUGGGAUUUCGAUAGUUCACUCGCUGUAUAUGAAGGACUCGAAGAUGAUCCCCUUCAAGGCACCCGCGGUCCGCAUCCCAUUGCCAGAGCGAGCAUGGAUGAAGCAGGCAAGAUUCAGGCUGCCUUCGUCGAUGGUGCUACAUCUUGCGGUCUCCAACGUAUCCAGGAUGUGAAGGCCACGGGAGCGGAGGGUGUCGGUCCGGCACCCGUCUGUCGUCGCGGCUCCACUCGGGUCAGUGCAGCGGACACUUUUAUCGGCCCGGCCCGGAGCUUCCCCAAUUUUACCAUCUUGACCAAUUCACUGGUGGAUCGAGUGCUCUUCCGGGACGGCAAGGCGGUGACAGUGGUGCUUGCCAACUGCCACAAGAUACACGCAACUCAUGAAGUCAUCCUCUCUGCGGGCGCAAUAUUCUCGCCUGCUAUCUUGCAACGCUCGGGUAUUGGUCCGACAGGGCUACUUCGACGAUAUGGAAUUGCACUUUUGGUGGAUCUGCCGGUGGGUUUGAAUCUAAGCGACCAUCCAUGUAUCCCACUGGUCGCGCGGCCACGACCCGGUGCUUACACGGACACGGAUUAUUCCUUGCAGAUGCAAGCGCGAUGGUCGUCAUCGCUGAAUCCCGGUGCUAUCGACUUGCAGAUGGUUUGUUUCUCAUAUCUCUUCGCCCAGCCGGUAGACCCUUCCGCAUCACAAGGAGGCCAGCCACAAAGAAGCUUGGGGGGCACAGAGACUGGUCAUGUCGCGGGAAUAGGAUGUAACGUCAAUAAGCCCACUUCACUCGGCACGGUGGAGAUCCGCUCCAAGGACGCGAACCAGAUGCCGCAAGUGCGUCCAAAUUAUCUAAGCACCCUGCACGACCGAGCUCUGGCACGAGAGGUUGUGCGCACUGCGUACGCCGUGCUCAUGUCACCUGCCAUGCAAAACGUACUCGCGGCUCCGCUGGGCAUCACUUCGCAAAUGGUAGCCGACGACGUGAUGUUGGAUGGUUAUAUACAAGCUCAAUAUUCGACAACUUACCAUUUCUGCGGCUCGUGUCGAAUGGCUGAUCGCGAGAAAGGCGGCGUUGUGGAUCAAAGCGGGCGUGUGUAUGGUGUGAAAGGGCUGAGGGUUGCAGAUGCGAGUGUGCUACCGACUGUGCCGGCGGCAAAUACGAUGGCAAGUUGUAUGCUGGUAGGGGAAAGGGUGGGAAGGAGCGUCUGUGAUGGCCAAAGUGUCCAGAAGGUAGUCAAAUCUCUUAUAUGA